GGCGGGGCGGGCCCGCGCCGGCUCAGUCGCGCCGCGCCGCACAGCCGCCUCGCACGUCGCCGCCAGCCCGCGCCGCCGCCACCGCACGCGCCGCACCCAGUGACUCCCGCGCUCACCCACCGAUGUCAACACGCCUCUGACACCACCAUGCAAGAGCAAAGUUCAUCGAGGUCAAGCAAGUCCACUCUGAACUCCCUGGAAAGCGCUAUCAUUAAGCUGAAAAACAAUCUGCAGAUACAAGACAACAAAACAUCCGAGAUGAGCAGUUUAUUGGCAGUGGAUACGCCUUCCCCGCAUUCGGAUUCGAAACCAAACCCAAGUAAGAGUCAGAGUUCAUCCACCGUUAGCAAUUUGAAUUUAUCAAUUGCCUCGGCUGCUUUAUUGCAAGAAAACAUGUUACAAAGAUCUUUACAAGGUGUAGUUAUAUCUUUACAAAACGCAAUGAUGAGCUCGUUGCAACAAGCAGCCUUAUUGCCUUCAAACUCUGCUGCAGCCGCUGCCCUCAACCUUCAAGCAUUAGAAUCUUAUUUGACUUUGCAACGCUUAACAACCGUAUCCACUGUGAGCAACACUCCAUCACCUACUCUACCUAAUAGUUCAGAUAGUAACACAUCUUCAAAGCAAGAUAUACUAAGGAUAGCGACGGCAAGUGCAAAGAUAAGUGAACUAGAUUCCGUAGAAAAUAUAUCGAAGGAUUACUCUCCGAAGACACCUGAAGACUACUCAUUGUCUGACUCUGUUGCUACGGCGGAAGAUGUUGAUCUGUCAGAGGAGGUAGAAGAAGACUUGGCAUUGCUAGACAAUGAAGAUGAAUUCACAUUAGAACAACAUUUGGAGUCGACAUCUAAAGGUUACGGGUUCAGCUCGCCGCAAAGCUUAGACAACGGGUACCCGAGUCUGCUGAUGAACGCCAUGUAUCAACAACAGAUGGUGGGGAGCCCGUCCCAAGCACCCUUAUCUCCGCAAUCUUCGAACACAACAGCGAGUUCCAAGUCAACAAGCUCCACGUCGUCUACUGGAAGCGUCAGCGCCAACAAACAGAAAACAACAACAAGUGGCCCGAGAAUGAAGAAACAGUUCAUCUGCAAGUUCUGCAACCGCCAGUUCACGAAGUCCUACAACCUGCUGAUCCAUGAAAGGACGCACACAGAUGAGAGACCCUACUCUUGUGAUAUUUGCGGAAAGGCUUUUCGACGACAGGACCAUCUAAGGGACCAUAGAUACAUUCACUCAAAGGAGAAGCCGUUUAAAUGUCUGGAAUGCGGGAAGGGUUUCUGUCAGUCGCGGACGCUGGCGGUUCACAAGAUCCUUCACAUGGAGGAGUCUCCCCACAAGUGUCCUGUCUGCAGCCGCAGCUUCAACCAGAGGUCCAACCUGAAGACCCAUCUCCUCACCCACACUGACAUAAAGCCAUACAACUGCUCUUCAUGCGGUAAAGUCUUCAGGAGAAAUUGUGACCUCAGACGCCAUAGCUUAACGCAUAACCUAGUGGGUAUGUCGGCGGUCAACACGUCUCCUAGUGGCAGCAACGGAAAGAGCCCUCUACUAAAUCCAAACUUUCCAAUAGACAAUCUAGAUGACGAAGAUAAUUAGUUUUAUGAUUAGUAGAAAAUGAAUCGGUGUGAAUUACAAGUGAUUGAUGCAGUGAAAAAGACUGAUUUAUACGUCCUUUCUAGUAAUAUUGUUAUGAAUGUGUUUAGUUUUAGAUUUCUUUCUGCAAUAAUUUGAAUGUUUUUUUUUUUAAAUAUGUAUUUGGUCCUCUUUAUGUGUAGUUUGUAAAGCUCUAUCUUUCUUUGUAAAUUAUCUGAUCUCAUUUUGUUUGUAAAAAUAGUCAUUAGGUUUUAUAUUCCAUCCACUUGAUUUAAGACAUUGUACAGUAUUGGGAUUUUAUUUCGUUGGAUGAUGAUUAUUCUUAUUUUAUAAGAAAGACUCUCCUGUAAUAAGAAAAUGUUUAUACCUAUGUAAUUGAAUUUAUUUUUAUGUUAAUUUUAAUAAUAAAGUACUUGUCAACAUUUUA
Messenger RNA from Plutella xylostella (diamondback moth), 2017 nucleotides. RefSeq lists its product as uncharacterized. Gene Ontology annotation, molecular function: RNA polymerase II transcription regulatory region sequence-specific DNA binding; DNA-binding transcription factor activity, RNA polymerase II-specific. The record is from RefSeq and is a predicted model, not a curated record. Gene Ontology annotation, cellular component: nucleus. Lineage: Eukaryota; Metazoa; Arthropoda; Insecta; Lepidoptera; Plutellidae. Gene Ontology annotation, biological process: regulation of transcription by RNA polymerase II; embryonic hindgut morphogenesis; embryo development.